AUGGUGAUUGCCCCAGCACUUGGCAUAACCACACAAUUACAACCAUUCAAUUUAUUAUAUCCUAGCUCACAUCUAUUCAUUAUUAAUGUGCGUAGCAAUUAA
Messenger RNA from Babesia microti strain RI, 102 nucleotides. RefSeq lists its product as hypothetical. Bases 1 to 102 code for a protein of 33 amino acids. Lineage: Eukaryota; Apicomplexa; Aconoidasida; Piroplasmida; Babesiidae. The record is from RefSeq and is a predicted model, not a curated record. The transcript has a single exon.